Merops nubicus (carmine bee-eater) is the source of this 1105-nucleotide messenger RNA. It is a transcript of the gene PKIG, whose product is annotated as protein kinase (cAMP-dependent, catalytic) inhibitor gamma. Bases 30 to 260 code for a protein of 76 amino acids. Gene Ontology annotation, cellular component: nucleus; cytoplasm. Gene Ontology annotation, molecular function: cAMP-dependent protein kinase inhibitor activity. The transcript is spliced from 2 exons. Gene Ontology annotation, biological process: negative regulation of cAMP-dependent protein kinase activity. NCBI's taxonomy places the organism in Eukaryota, Metazoa, Chordata, Aves, Coraciiformes, Meropidae. The record is from RefSeq and is a predicted model, not a curated record.
GCAGCGUUUUGCAGGUGCGUGGAGAUGCAAUGGAGGUAGAGUCCAGCACGUACACUGACUUCAUUGCCUGCGACCGGGCUGGCCGGAGGAACGCCGUCCACGACAUCCAGCGGGAGGCGACCACCAUCAGCAUGCGCAAGCUGACCGAGGGCCUCGGUGACCUCGCCGUGGAGGGGGCAGAAAGCCAAAGAGAUGCCACUUCUUCUGAGAGCGACCCUGGAGCAAGACCAAAGGGGCAAGAAAACAGCCCCUCCCCAUGACAGUGGACAGAGAGUGGGAUGGGAAGGAGGAGGGCCUUGCUGUGAGCAUCAAACAAGAAUUUGCUGUUGAAUCUGUGGACAAAAGUCAACCUGAAACAGCAAGUUGUCUGUCAAACGCCUCUGCUGCAACAGUUUUUGUUUAGAGAGCUGCAAGAUGCUGUGCAAGGACUGGCACCUCCAAAAGACUUCUACUCCCAUCCCUAACGAUUUAGAGCAACACUGCCAUGGUUGUAGUGAUAUGAGCCAUUCUCAAGAUGCCUUAGCUGCAAUUUUCCCCCUGGGGAAAAAAUUAUUUCAGUAAUAAUAGAUGCAUCAGACUUUCCUAUCCAAGGUACCUUCCUCCUUUGCAAAUUUAGACUAUUAUUUAUUCUGUUUUCAUAGGUUAGAAAUUUAGAUUAUUGUUUUUUCUAAGCCUCACCCUCAUCUUAGACCUGACCUGGUCUGUGGACCGCCCAUGCGGCCCCUCAUCAGGGUGGGCAGCGGGGAAGGGACCUGGCCAGUCCUGCUGCCUUCACAUCAAGCACCGCUCACCUGUGCUGCUGCCACUUAGCAUCAGGAGAGGACCAAAGCACAGCUCUGUGUGCGUGAGCUCCACCUAAAGCCCCAGCAGCACCCGCCACAGGCAUCUUUUUGUUUGGGUUUUUGCAUUUUAAGAUAUUGUUAAGGCGAGGGGAGAAAUAUUUUGCUGGUUUGACUGUUGAAAUUCAGGUUUAACUUUGCAAGCUGUUAGCUGAGAUGAUCUCUGGUAGGAUCUCACAUCAUUCUGUCUUUUAGGAGACAUGUUUUGUGUUAAAGAUGGUUUGAUAAAACUAUAUAAGCUGUUGAAAUAAAUGACACAGCCUUCA